Molecule: messenger RNA, 4031 nt
Organism: Pseudophryne corroboree (corroboree frog)
Lineage: Eukaryota; Metazoa; Chordata; Amphibia; Anura; Myobatrachidae
Gene: SLC4A5
Product: solute carrier family 4 member 5
Exons: 26
Coding region: 359-3745 (1128 amino acids)
Biological process (GO): regulation of intracellular pH; bicarbonate transport; monoatomic anion transport
Cellular component (GO): plasma membrane
Molecular function (GO): solute:inorganic anion antiporter activity; sodium:bicarbonate symporter activity; monoatomic anion transmembrane transporter activity
Source: RefSeq, a predicted model, not a curated record
UCCUUCCCCGCCGCUGCAGCAACACCCCCCACUGCAAUACCAUCCACCUUACUGGUGGAUGAAACACCGCCGCCAGCAUACAUGUCUUAGCUAUGAUGGCGGCGCAAAUGAAGGCUCCCUAGCCCUCCCUGCGCCGCAUACAUACUCCGCGCAAGUGACAGCCUGGCGUCUUACAUCACAAAGGUGCCGCCCUGCCGCUACUGCUCCCGACAUUCCGCCUGUGGUGUGUAUGGACUCCACAGCACAGCGGCAAGGCUUCAUCAGUCAACACUGACAGCAGCAAAGCAGCUCCGUGAAGGAGGUACGGCGGCGGCAGGGUGUCGGAUACUCCUGAAUUACUUGAGGUUUUUAGGCUAUAAUGGAUGAUGAUAUCACACCCAGGAAGAGAUAUGAGGAUGAGGACUAUCACUCUAUUUACAUCGGGGUCCCGGCUCCCAGGAGUUACAGAAGAAAGAGGCGGCGGAGAAGGUCCUUAUCCAGUCGGGACAGGAGCAGUGAAAAUGAGAAGCAUUAUAGCCGGGAUGAGCACUCGGAUACAGAUGAAGGAGGAAGGCUCAACUAUGACAAUGAGCCUUAUAACCUCAGCAGAACUAUGUCUCCGGCAGCUGAACGCUUAAGAUACAUUUUGGGAGAAGAUGACGAGGCUCCAAAUCCCACAUUGUUCACAGAGAUGGACACAUUGCAACAUGAUGGCGAUGAGCUGGAGUGGAAGGAAACAGCAAGGUGGUUAAAAUUUGAGGAGAAGGUAGAAGAAGGUGGAGAGCGGUGGAGCAAGCCACAUGUGUCAACAUUGUCCCUACACAGCCUAUUCGAGUUGCGGACAUGUCUUCAGACAGGAACCGUGCUGCUUGAUUUAGAUGGUUAUUCCCUUCCGCAAAUUGUAGAUGACAUAAUUGAGAAGCAAGUAGAAGAUGAAAUGCUCAAGCCUGACCUCAGGGAGAAAAUUAGCUACGUCCUGUUGAGGAAACAUAGGCACCAAACCAAGAAACCCAUGCACAGGUCAUUGGCGGACAUCGGAAAGUCUGUCUCCUCCAAUACCAACCGAAUACCUGUCCCAAGUGCUCCUGUUGGAGCUCACCUACAUCGCUCCACAGAGGACCUGAGGAUGAGACAAAGCACUAACUAUGGAAGAUUGCAUCAUGCACAAAGCAGGAGUAUGAAUGACAUUUCCGAUGCCCCAAGCACAGACCAGCUUAGAAAUAAAUUUAUAAAGAAGAUCCCCAGGGAUGCAGAGGCUUCUAAUGUUCUGGUGGGAGAGGUGGACUUCUUAGACAAACCUUUUGUAGCAUUUGUACGACUGGUCCAGUCCAUAAUGCUGGGAGGUAUGACGGAGGUCCCAGUGCCCACCAGAUUUAUAUUUAUUUUACUGGGUCCAAUGGGAAAAGUCAAGUCCUACAUUGAAAUUGGAAGAGCGAUUGCGACCUUGAUGGUGGACGAUCUAUUUAGUGAUGUUGCGUACAAAGCGAGAGAUCGGGAGGAUCUGAUUGCAGGAAUAGAUGAGUUUUUGGAUGAAGUAAUUGUCCUUCCACCUGGAGAAUGGGAUCCUACCAUUAGAAUAGAGCCUCCCAAAAAGAUCCCAUCAGCAGAUCAGAGGAAAUCUGUUUUCUCUGUGAAUGAGGCAGGACAAAUGAAUGGAUCAGCUGGGGGAGGUGGAGGAGGAGGUGGAAGUGGCGGAGGCGGAAGUGAAGAGGGGGAGAUGCCUUGCGCCCAUGAGAUUGGAGAAGAGCUUUCAUGGACUGGCAGGUUCUGUGGAGGACUUUAUCUGGACAUUAAGAGGAAGCUGCCAUGGUUUCUGAGUGAUUUCUAUGAAGCCUUCCACAUCCAGUCCAUUUCUGCCAUUCUCUUCAUUUACCUCGGCUGCAUAACAAAUGCUAUUACAUUUGGGGGACUGCUGGGCGAUGCGACAGACAACUAUCAGGGUGUGAUGGAAAGCUUUCUUGGUACCGCAAUGACAGGCUCUGUGUUUUGUAUGUUUGCUGGACAGCCCCUUAUCAUCCUGAGUAGCACUGGACCUAUUCUUGUCUUUGAAAAGCUCCUGUUUGAUUUCAGCAAGAGCAAUGAAAUAGACUACAUGGAAUUCCGCCUGUGGAUUGGUCUCCACUCAGCCCUGCAGUGCCUUAUUUUGGUCGCCACAGACGCCAGCUUCAUUAUUAAGUACAUCACGCGUUUCACAGAGGAGGGGUUCUCUACGCUCAUCAGCUUCAUCUUCAUUUAUGAUGCCAUUAAAAAGAUGAUUGGAGCCUUCAAAUAUUACCCCAUCAAUUCUGACUUCAAACCCGACUACGUCACAACAUACAGAUGUGAAUGUGUGGCUCCUGACCCAGUGAAUACAACUUUAUUCAAUGCUUCAGCUCCAUUUGCACCAAACAUCACUAACAUCUCUUUGUACAAUGUCAUGAAUAACACAGCUUUGGACUGGAGCCAGCUAAGCAUGAAGGAAUGUCUGAAGUAUGGCGGGAGCCUGCUGGGAGACUCGUGUAACUAUGUGCCUGACCUGGCCCUUAUGUCCUUCAUCCUUUUCUUCGGAACCUACUCCAUGACCCUAUCUUUAAAGAAGUUUAAGUUCAGCCGAUACUUUCCCACCACGCUGCGCACCCUGGUGGCUGAUUUUUCCAUUGUGUUCACCAUCCUCUUCUUCUGUGGUGUGGAUGCAUUAUUUGAGCUGGAGACACCAAAAUUGCAUGUUCCUAAUGAAAUUAAGCCAACUCGCCCAGACCGAGGCUGGUUUGUAUUCCCUUUUGGUAAGAAUCCUUGGUGGAUUUACCUGGCCAGUGCGUUACCAGCUCUACUGGUGACCAUUCUAAUCUUCAUGGACGAGCAAAUCACAGCAGUCAUAGUUAACAGGAAGGAGAACAAGCUGAGGAAAGCCUGUGGUUACCACUUGGAUCUGUUCUGGGUGGGCAUUCUCCUGGCAGUGUGCUCCUUCAUGGGUCUGCCUUGGUAUGUGGCUGCGACAGUCAUCUCCAUUGCUCAUAUUGACAGCUUGAAGAUGGAGACAGAGACCAGUGCUCCCGGGGAACAGCCACAGUUUUUAGGAGUGAGGGAACAAAGAGUGACCGGAAUUGUUGUGUUUAUCCUCACUGGAAUCUCCGUCUUCCUGGCUCCGGUACUGAAGUAUAUUCCAAUGCCUGUCCUCUAUGGCAUCUUUCUGUACAUGGGCGUUGCAUCACUCAAUGGCAUUCAGUUCUGGGACCGCUGCAAGCUCUUCAUGAUGCCCGCAAAGCACCAACCGGACUAUGCCUACCUCCGGCACGUUCCAUUACGCCGCGUGCACCUGUUCACCCUUGUUCAAAUUGUCUGUCUUGCUGUGCUUUGGAUCCUGAAGUCUACAGUUGCUGCCAUCAUUUUCCCAGUCAUGAUCCUUGGCUUGAUAAUGGUGAGAAAGAUGCUGGACUGGCUCUUCAGCCAGCAUGACCUUGCCUGGUUAGAUGACAUCUUACCAGAGAAGGAAAAGAAAAAGCAGGAAGACAAGAAAAAGAAGAAAGGGAAAGACGAAACAGAUAGUGAUGAGGACAGAGCUGCCCACCCUGGGGCUCUGCAUUCAGACUCCUCAGCCAAUGGAUCAGAUGUGGACCGCAGUAUUACUCUGCACCUGAAGAUCUCCUGCCCGCCCUCUCCUGCCAUCAGCUACCCCAGAAAUCCAAUCGGUGCAGUCCCUCAGGUGAAAAUCGAGAUGGAUUCUGAGUAUGAUGACUCCGACCUAGAGAAGAAUACCAGAGAUCGGGGCAGUGAAACCACUUUAUAGCGGUCAUUGUGCCCAUGUCUGCCAGGCAACCAAGACCUCUGUACCCUGGGACCAUGUUAGGACGUGGCAGCGGGCACCUUUCUGUGUUUGAGUCCAAAAGGAUAUUUAUUCUUCGAUACAGGACUUUUGCAAUUGCCUUUUAAGGCUGUAAUAGAUCCUUUAUACAAUAACUUAGUACAAGUUCCAGAUGCAGCUACUUUUUUUCCAACUUUCUUAUGGAUUGGGCAUCUUUUAAAAACAUAUUUGUGGGCAUGAUGCUACUAAUAAAAUGACAUUAUAUAAUCAA